UUUACUGUCAGGUUUUUCUUUAUCUUUUCUAAAAUGGCAGAAGCGAAUGUUUCUUUGGCUCAGGAUCAGUUCAGCUGUUCAAUCUGUCUGGAUCUACUGAAGGAUCCUGUUACCAUUCCCUGUGGACACAGUUACUGUAUGAGCUGUAUUACGGACAGCUGGGAUCAGGGUGAUCAGAACAGAGACUACAGCUGCCCUCAGUGCAGACAGACCUUCACUACAAGACCUGUUUUAGGUAAAAACACCAUGCUGGAUGAAGUGGUGGAGAAACUGAAGAAGACUAAACUACAAGCUGCUCGUCCUGAUCACUGUUAUGCUGAACCUGGAGAUGUGGAGUGUGACGUCUGUACUGAGAGAAAACACAAAGCUAUCAAGUCCUGUCUGGUGUGUCUGAACUCUUACUGUCAAAAUCAUCUUGAACAACAUGAGAAUUUAUUCAAAGGGAAGAAGCACAACCUGAUAGAUGCCACUGGACGACUUCAGCAGAUGAUCUGCCCUCAACAUGAUAAAAUACUUGAGAUUUACUGUCGUACUGAUCAGCUCUGUAUAUGUUAUCUAUGUAUGGUAGAUGAACACAAUAACCAUGAGACUGUAUCAGCUGCAACAGAGAGGACUGAGAAACAGAAACAGCUGCAGAAACAAUACCAGGAGAGAAUCCAGGAGAGCCAGAAGAAGCUUCAGGAGCUGAGAGAUGCUGUGGAGACUCAUAAGCGCUCUGCACAGACAGCAGUGGACGACACUGAGAGGAUCUUUACUCAACUGAUCCAAACCAUUGAGAGAAGACGAUCUGAGGUGACACAGCGUAUGGGUGAUCAGAAAAAGGCUGCAGUGAGUCGAGCUGAAGGACUCUUGAAGCGACUGGAGCAGGAGAUUGAUGAUCUGAGGAGGAGAGACGCUGAACUGAAGCAGCUUUCAACCACAGAUGAUCACAUCCAUUUCCUCCAGAGUUUCCAGUCUCUCGCAGUUCCUUCUGGAUCUACAGAUUUACACAGCGUCACUGUCAGUUCUUUUGCUGAUUUAGUGAAAUCUGUGUCUCAUCUUAGAGAGAAACUGGGGGAUCUCUGCAAAGAGAUAGAAAAAAUAUCUGACAAAGUUACUCCUGAACCCAAGAACAGGAUGCAGUUCCUACAAUAUUCUCAUCAGAUCACUGCAGAUCCAAACACAGCACAUAAACGGCUCUGUCUGUCUGAUGGGAACAGAGGGAUUACUGUCACUGACAAAGACCAGCCGUAUCCUGAUCAUCCAGACAGAUUUGAUGUUUAUCUUCAGGUGUUGUGUAGUGAAAGUAUGAGUGGACGCUGUUAUUGGGAGGUUAAGUGGAGUGGAAAUGUCCAAAUAUCAGUGUCAUAUAAGAGCAUCAGCAGGAAGGGAGAGAGUAAUGAGUGUUUGUUUGGAUUUAAUGAUCAGUCCUGGAGUUUGUUCUGCUCUGACGAGGGAUACACAUUCUGGCACAAUAGCGUUAGUAAAAAACUCUCUGUAUCGAAAUCAUCUAGAAUAGGAGUGUAUGUGGAUCACAGUGCAGGAUCUCUGUCCUUCUACAGCAUCACUAGCAAAAUGACCCUCAUCCACAGAGUCCAGACCACAUUCACUCAACCUCUCUAUCCUGGGUUUGUGGUUAUUAGUAAAUCAGUUAAACUGUGUAAUAUAACAAAAUAGAUCAUAAAGAGAUUAUAACAGAAGGUAAUGUUAAAGAUCACGCGGUACUUUGCGGGUCGUAAAAUAAAGUGUUACCAAGAUGACAUAUUGUCCAAAUCACGUUUUUAAAUUUUCUUUGGUGUGUAAGUGUGUAUUAGUACAUGUUAACCAUUUGCAAAAAGUACAAACCCAAAAGUAAGUUUACAAACUUAAAGGGGCGGUUUCCAGGACAGGGUUCAAGUUAAUACAGGACAAGGCCUUAGUUAUAUUAUGACAUUUAACCCUUAUAAGACCCGACUUUCCUGUAUUCAUUAUAGUUCCGCAGGGGUAAAAAUGACCCCAGAGAUUAAAAGAGUGAUUACAAAAAUAUAUACAUUUUUAAUGAUACAAAUAAUAUAUAAUUUUUUUCAUUUACUACCAAUCUGUAAAUUAAUGCUGUGUUUUGGGAGAUAUUAUUUCAAAUAGUAUAAUUGUUUGUAGUUUUUGAUGCAUUUUGAAAGGUCUGUUUUUAAAAUGUCACAGAAAUUUUACUGAAGUGUGUGUGUACUUGGUAAUUAUCACGUUGUGGGGACCAAUUGUCCCCACAAAGAUAGGAAUACCAGUGUUUUUGUGACCUUGUGGGGACAUUUUGAUGUCCCCAUGAGGAAACAAGCUUAUAAAUCAAACAGAAUGAUGUUUCUUGAAAAUGUGAAGUAGCAGAAGGGUUUUUGUGAUGGUUGGGGUUAGGGAAUGGGGCAGGUAAGGGGAAUAGAAUAUACAGUUUGUAUGGUAUAAAAUGCAUUACGUCUAUGGAAUGUCCCCACAAAACAUGGAAACCAGAAUGUGUGUGUGUGUGUGUGUGUGUGUGUGUGUGUGUGUGACUUUGUCUUUCUGUGUGUGUGUGCAAUGUGUGUCUGUGUCUUUAUUUGUGUGUAAGUUUUACUGUGUCUUUGUGUGCGAGUCUGUGUGCGAGUCUGUGUGUGUUUGUGCAUGUGUGUGUGUAUGUGCGAGCAUGUGUGUGUGUGUGCGUGUGCGCACACCUGUGUGAGUAUUUUACAUCUUUGUUUUGCAUUUGUGGCUGUUUUUUGCCAAAUUCUAUAAAAAAAUGCUCUCUGUGGCAGUCAUAACUUUGUGUGUUUGUGUGUGUGUGUGUGUGUGAUUAAGCAUGUAUUUUUAUGUAACAAAAAUAUUUGUGCUCUAGUACCAGGCCUACCUUUCUGUGUUGAAAUUUUCAGAUAUAUUCUGGAUGCAUUGAUUUUUUUUGACAAAUAAAAAAAAAAAAAAAAUGAUUUUUUUACAUUUCCCAUUCAUUUCAAUUGGGGUCAUUUUUACCCCCAAAGGGAUUAAUUAAGUGACAUUUUUUUACGCCUCUUUAGAACAACUGAAUUAAGCCCAGUUUUUUAUAUGAAUCUUGACAGAUAAUCUGGAAAAGUCACAAAAUCUUAUUCAACUGUGAUGAAGGGAAUCAUGUUUUUAAACUAAAGAAAAGUGGCUUGGGGGUAGGAUUGACCCCAAGGGUCUUAUUAAGUAGUUUUUACAAACCUUAUAAAACAAUACUGGUGUGCAUCUUGAGACAAAACAAUGGCACUGAUAUAUGUUAAGAUGUGUCCGUUUUUUUCUAAAUUAGGGCAGGUAAAACAUCCAUUUUAGUUUAAAACUAUGAUAAGCCCUGUCCGGGAAACUGCCCCAAAGUGAACUACAGUGGCAUGCAUGAGAAAGUUUGGGCACCCCUGGUCAAAAUUUAUGUUAAUGUAAACAGUUAAGCAAGUGGACAAUGAAAUGAUCUUCAAAAGGCAUACAGUUAUAGAUGACAUGUUCCCUUCAUAUUUAAAAAAGUCUUCCAGUUCUGUGAGAUUCCUUGGCGUCUUGCACGCACUGCUCUUUUGAAGUCUUUCCACAGAUUUUAAAUGAUGUUUAGGUCAGAAGACUGUGAGGGACAUGGCAAAACCUUCAGCUUGUGCCUCUUGAGGUAGUCCAUUGUGGAUUUUGAGUUGUGUUUAGGAUCAUUAUCCAUUUCUAGAAGCCAUCCACUUUUCAACUUCAGCUUUUUUACAGAUGAGGUUAUGUUUGAUUUACUUUAAUUGAAUCCAUUUUUUCCUCUACCCGUGACAUGUUCUGUGUGCCAUUAGCUGCAAUAAAACCCCAAAGCAUGAUCUAUCCACCCUCAUGAUUAACAGCUGGACAGGUGGGUUUUUUUUAGGAUUUCUAUGCCCUUUGUUCUCCAAUCAUACACUCUAAAAA
Molecule: messenger RNA, 3855 nt
Organism: Paramisgurnus dabryanus
Lineage: Eukaryota; Metazoa; Chordata; Actinopteri; Cypriniformes; Cobitidae
Product: tripartite motif-containing protein 16-like protein
Molecular function (GO): zinc ion binding; protein binding
Source: RefSeq, a predicted model, not a curated record